This is a messenger RNA of Morone saxatilis (striped sea-bass), 1332 nucleotides long. It is a transcript of the gene nanp, whose product is annotated as N-acetylneuraminic acid phosphatase. Bases 46 to 771 code for a protein of 241 amino acids. Gene Ontology annotation, molecular function: hydrolase activity. The record is from RefSeq and is a predicted model, not a curated record. The transcript is spliced from 2 exons. Lineage: Eukaryota; Metazoa; Chordata; Actinopteri; Moronidae.
AGCCGGAUUUAGGUGUAAACAAGGAAUGAGCAACGUGUUCCGGCAAUGGAUCGAUCUGUGAAGGCAAUAUUGUUUGAUUUGGACAACACGCUGAUUGAAACGAGUCGAGCCGGUGAAGUGGCGAUACAGAAGACCAGGGAGCUUCUGAAGACCACAUUGAACCUCGACGACGUGACCGCCGGCAGCAUUUGUGACAAGUUCAAGCAGAAGCUUCUGCGCGAGAGCUUCGACCCGUCUGCCGGCAGAUCCAUCGAUGAGGUCCGCGUGGGUCACUGGGAGGAGAGCAUCCGGGAGGCGGCGGGCAGCUGUUCCUCACCCUCUCUGGCAGCUGAGUGCUACGACCUCUGGAAGAAGAGCCGCCUGGAGGUCCUCAGCCUGUCCCCUGAAACGUGCUCCCUCCUGAAAGACCUGCGCAGAAGAUACAAGCUGCUGCUGCUGACCAACGGCGAAGCUCAGACCCAGAGAGAGAAGGUGGAGGCGGUCGGGUGCAAGGAGCUCUUCGACGCCGUCGUGGUCGGGGGCGAACACGCCGAGCAGAAACCGUUUGUCUCCAUCUUCAAGUUGUGUUUUGACAGGCUCGAGGUGGAGGCCCGGGACUGCGUGAUGGUGGGAGACUCUCUGGAUACAGAUAUUCAAGGGGGCUUUAACGCCAGAGUGCGGGCUACAGUUUGGAUCAGCAGUACAGGCGACGCCGUGCCAGACGGUUCAGUGAAACCAGACUACACCAUCCCCACUGUGCUGCUGCUGCCAGAUGUUCUGGCACAGCUGUAAUAACUGCUGAUUGAGGAGGACUGUCACUGUUAAUUAUGGAUACGUUUAAAAGGUGAAUGUCAGGAUCCUUUCCAACCUGUCAACAAGGGUUCUUUUUAUUUGUUUUAUGCAUUUUGCUGAAGAUUUUACACACUGACAUACUAGAUAUAGACAUAAAGAUGGACGACAUGACAGCUCUCUCCAAAAGUGAAGCCAAAAACGUCUCCAUCACCCCCUAUUGGCUGAUUGCAGUAUAGGUCCUAAAGCCUCCAUGUUAGCAGCAAGAAUUCAAGUACACGUCAUAUAAAUAAUUUCCAAAGAUGGUUUGUGGCAUUUUAGGUUUGGUUUUAAUUAGUUAUUUGAAGCUAUAAAAAGGGGGUUUCACAUCAUGAUUGUCAGCUGAGUCCUGUUACUCAUUACUGCACAGACCGGGAUAUUUUGGCUUCAUUUUUUGUACAGUGGGAGGAAGUGGAGACGCGGCGUUCAUCUUUUAUAUGUUAACUGUACUUUACUUGAAAUUUCAGUUUUCUGCUCCUUUUAUACUUUUACAUUUCAGAGGGAAGCACUGUUGUUUUUACUCCA